AUGAAUUCUGGCAAUGUUUAUGCAGCUGUUGCUGCUAUAUUUUUCCUGCUCAUGAUCUCUUGCCAAGCGCAAUUGUCAUCUACGUUUUACGAUAGUACGUGUCCGAAUGCGCUUAGUACAAUUCGAACUUCCAUUAGACGAGCUGUGUCGAGCGAGCGUAGGAUGGCUGCGUCUCUCAUUCGUCUCCAUUUUCACGAUUGCUUUGUUCAGGGAUGUGAUGCAUCAAUACUACUGGACGACGCCCCCGGCAUUACAAGUGAGAAAACUGCGGGGCCUAAUGAUAAUUCGGCAAGAGGUUAUGAAGUCAUAGACGCCGCCAAGAGCGCGGUGGAGAAUAUAUGCCCUGGAGUCGUUUCUUGUGCCGACAUCCUUGCGGUGGCGGCGCGGGAUGCAUCUGCCGCGGUGGGCGGUCCUUCAUGGACAGUGAAGCUCGGGAGGAGAGAUUCGACUACGGCAACCCGAUCACUGGCGGAAAGUAAUCUUCCUAGCUUUCGGGACGACCUCCCGACACUUAUAUCCAACUUUAAUGGCAAAGGACUAAAUGAAAGAGACAUGGUGGUUCUGUCAGGUGCACACACAAUUGGGCAGGCACAGUGUCGUCUGUUUCGCGAUAGAAUCUACAGCAAUGGAACAGACAUCGACGCUGGUUUCGCCAGCACCCGUCGACGCCAAUGCCCUAGAAAUGGCAGUGAUGGAAAUUUAUCACCACUCGAUUUGGUGACACCCAAUUCAUUCGAUAACAAUUACUACAAGAAUUUAAUCCAAAGAAAGGGUUUGUUAGCAUCAGAUCAAGUUCUUUUCAGCGGAGGAUCAACAGAUAGUAUUGUGACACAAUAUAGCAACAAUCCUCGUACUUUCUCAUCGGACUUUGGUGCAGCCAUGAUCAAAAUGGGAGACAUUGAACCCCUCACCGGUCAAAAUGGGAUCAUAAGAAGGAUUUGUAGCGCCGUGAACUAA
Messenger RNA from Fraxinus pennsylvanica, 957 nucleotides. The record is from the annotation of a GenBank genome assembly. Lineage: Eukaryota; Viridiplantae; Streptophyta; Magnoliopsida; Lamiales; Oleaceae.